AUGGAACAGUUACAAACCCUCAGCACCUCCUGGUCUCUCCCGGUUGCAGCUAUCGUCGCGGCCAUCGGCAUAUUCGCAACAAUGGGUCUCUUCAGCUCCAAAAACCACAUGCCAGUCGAGGGCCGGACCGUCCUCCUAACCGGUGCCUCCGAAGGCAUGGGCCGCUCAGCGGCCAUCCAACUCUCGCAAAAGGGCGCCAACGUCAUCCUCGUCUCGCGCAACGUCGGGCGCCUCGAGGAAGCCCUCGCCGACGUCCGCGCCGCCGCCAAGAACCCCUCCACGCAACGCUUCACUUACAUCUCAGCCGACGUUUCCGAGCACGACUACGCCGCGGUGGUGAUUGCCGAAGCCAUUGCCUGGAACGGCGGGCGCUCCCCGGACAUCGUCUGGUGCGUGGCCGGCAUGUCGACACCUCUGCUGUGGACGGACGACGACAGCAUGGCUGCCGCGCGCCGCAACAUGGACGUCAACUACUUUGGAUCGGCCGAAAUGUCGCGGGCGAUAUUGAGGGAGUGGCUGGCGCCCGAGAACAGCACGGGGCCGAAGGGGGAGCCGAAGCACUUGGUGUUUACGGCGUCGAUGUUGGCGCUUUUUGCGAUUUUGGGUUAUGGCCCGUACACCCCGACCAAGUGGGCGCUGAGAGGACUGGCGGAUACCCUGGCGAUGGAGGUCAAUUACUACCCGGAUAACCCGGUCAAGGUGCAUAUUGUGUUCCCCGGCACGAUUGUGUCGCCGGGCUACGAGAGGGAGAAUCAGACGAAGCCGGACAUCACGGUGGAGCUGGAGAAGGACGAGCCGGCGGAGAGCCCGGAUACGGUAGCGAGGAGGGCGAUUGCCGGGCUGGAGGCGGGCAAGUACUUUGUCGAUGUGUCGUUCCUGGGCAGGCUGAUGCAGUGCGGGAUCAUGGGCGGGUCGCCGAGGAAUAACUGGGUGUUGGACACGAUGAUGGGGUGGUUCAUACCCAUCAUUUACUUCUUCGUUUUGAGGGGGAUGAACUCGACGGUUGUGAAGUGGGCGAGGGAAAAGGGGCAUCCUUUUACGCAUCCGAAGAAGAAGUGA
Neurospora tetraspora is the source of this 1059-nucleotide messenger RNA. RefSeq lists its product as uncharacterized. Lineage: Eukaryota; Fungi; Ascomycota; Sordariomycetes; Sordariales; Sordariaceae. The record is from RefSeq and is a predicted model, not a curated record. The transcript has 2 exons. Gene Ontology annotation, molecular function: 3-dehydrosphinganine reductase activity. Bases 1 to 1059 code for a protein of 352 amino acids. Gene Ontology annotation, cellular component: endoplasmic reticulum membrane. Gene Ontology annotation, biological process: sphingolipid biosynthetic process.